This is a messenger RNA of Daldinia loculata, 2475 nucleotides long. RefSeq lists its product as uncharacterized. The transcript has 6 exons. NCBI's taxonomy places the organism in Eukaryota, Fungi, Ascomycota, Sordariomycetes, Xylariales, Hypoxylaceae. Bases 1 to 2205 code for a protein of 734 amino acids. The record is from RefSeq and is a predicted model, not a curated record.
AUGUUUGGCUCUCAGCUUGCGUCCCUGGGACACCUCUGCAUUGGCUUCGUAGACGGCGCCAAACAUAUGUUCAACGAGAUUUUUGACCAUCCACUCCAUACCCUCAGCGAGCUCGCCGAUGGAAUUCCGGUCGUCGGUCACAUCAAGGGUGUCGUUCACCUCGCCAUGGGAGACACCGAGGCUGCCAUACAUUCCGAAGAGUCAGCCUCCCGCACUCUUGUUGUCUUGGGCGCUGCGGCUCUUACUGGUGCAACUGGGGGCGCUGCUGCUCCGGUCUUGGCCGGUGUCGUUGGCGGCAUCCUUGCCGACGGUAUCUUAACUGGGAUCGAGAGCUCACGCACGGGUCACUAUGAUCCUCAAGGCAUAAUUGACAUAUCCACGAAUGUUGUCAGAGAUGUUCAGAAAGGAAACACAGAGGGCCUUGGCAGCGACAUAUUCGAUGGCGUGGUUUUGGCCGCUGGUGACGGCAUGGUCGGGGCAAGCUCGAUGAAAGGAACGGUCAAACCCGGGAAGACAACAAGGAUAUUUCGAGUGGAGGGCAGGUCGCUCGUCAGGAACGGCGAUGGCUCCGAAUUGGCGCACUUCCGAGCCGGUGAUAACCAGCGUGUCUUUCAUUACAAGGGUGCUAUUGCCCCUCGCGAAAGACUUCCCCAGUUGUCGGAUCCGGAGUCGCUCCGCACUGGCCACUUGCCCGCGGAGCCUACUAUCCCCCCUGAAGAUCUUGAUGCUCACGGACGCCGUGGCGGUCGCCGUGGCGGCAUAGACCCAUCGAGGGAAGACAUGUUCCUAAAGGCAUAUGCGAAGGACUUCUUUGACGACCAUGGCAAGAUGAUCUUCCUCAACUUCGGCGAGGAGGAUCGUAUGUACGGGUAUUACGCUCAGAAGCUCAUUGAUCACCGCGAGCUGGUGAGCAAAUAUAGGGCCCUGUUCGAGAAAGAGAAGAAUCGUUCCAGCACCGUGACAGAAAGAACCCACCAGAUCCGGGUGAAGUCGUUUGAGGUUCUUACUCGCGACCUCGAUGCUAUCGAACAGGAUGCCGUUACCGAGAAUCAGAGAAGAACUAGUAGCUAUCGUGGUGUGCUCAAGGUCGACACAAAGUCUCCCCGGCAGUACGGACUAGAGAGCAGCCGCUACACGCCCAUCUUCAACAAAGUAGUCGCGGGCUCCUUCGAGGUGAACCGGCUUUGGAUUCGACACCUCCCAACCUCGGUGCUAAGGAUCAUCACUGAACACCCGGUGGCGUUUGGCAGGGUGCGCAGAUUCAAGUACCUGAGUGUCGGCGGUGGUAUUGCGACCCAUAGUAUUGUGCCCAUCAAAGACCUCCAUGGCAUUUCAGCCAGUCAGCCCGUGGGUUACGACGAUGUCGUACCGCAGGCUCUUGUGCACUGCCGCCACGUCAAGACCAUCCAACCAGCCACCUCGGAAGAUCCCGCCGAGUCCUUCGAGCAUUACGAAUACCUUGUCAAGUUUAACGAAAACUCACCGGCAGAGUGGUAUCCCGAGGACCUCGUGGCUCCCGACCUGCGAAAGGACUUUUACAAUCACGCCAUGGCGUCCGCAAAGCCCGUGAGCUCGGUCAAGAGCAGUCCGAACGGGAACGGCAAGCUCCUCGUCGAACGACCAAACGGGUCUUGGGAUGAAAUCGACCCGCAUCAAAUCUUCUGGCGUGAGCAAGAGAGCGGCGCCGACAGUCUCGGUCUGCGCGAGCUGGACUCCAUUAUGUACCAUCUAUACCGCGAGGACGCCAAUCACGGCACGCGCGUCCGCCUUCAUACAAACAGCUUGAUUCCGAACGAAGACGUUGUGCACGCAGCUCCCUGCGCGGAGAAGGACCACAAGCCCGUCUACCUUGCCUCGGCACUUAAUUUCAAGGGCGGCGUCCACCCAUGCAAGGUGGUACCCAGCCUGGGGCCGUCGGCGCCGUGCAGGGUCCCUUAUGGGGGCCAAGAGAUAUACCAUCACGGAGAAUAUGACCUCCUGCCGUUCGUGCCCGAGCUGAUGGAAUUCGUGGAUGCAAACAUGGGUAGCCCGCCGCCCUCCCGCCGCCCCAUCCUUGGCGGGUACGAAGGCAGCAAGAAGCUGUACCAUGCGAUUGGCCAAAUCGAGGGGGUCUGGGUUCCCGGGAAGGCAGGCCCGCAGUUUGGCGGGGCUAUGAUACCCUAUGGCGACAAGGAGAACUGGACCAGUACCUGCAAGAUUCUGUAAGUCAACAUCCGGCCGGGAAAGUUAAACAUCCGUAACUACUAGUAAGAGGCUGACGUUCGUGAAAACAGCUGUUGGAAGUAGACUGCCUACAUGUAAUAUGUCCCUCUUCGCAGCGGCUCUCUCCGUUAGCUUUUCGCGCACAUAAUACCAAGCAUCAGCUCUAGUUUCUCGAGGUUACCUACCUCCUACGUAGGAGGUAGCUUGAUGUUAUGGACUAACAAUUACGCAAACCAGUCCCGGGUAGUAGUGUCCCAACCCGGCUCGGCCGCU